UUCAUAAGUAAGAUUAAGGUUAAUGUUCUAUAUCAAGAUGUAUGAUUAUUCAUUGUUGAGAUAUUUAAAAAAAAAGAGUUUUUUUUUGUUAAAUAGUUUUGUCUCUGGAUUAUGUUUAAUCUAAAAGCUAUAUGAUAUUAGAUGUGAAUUGCUUCUAAAUAAUUUACAAUUUAAGAUUCACAUACCAGUAUUAAACUUCUUAUCACUUGGUUUAUUUGAUCUAAACAAUGGAAACUGAGCCUGAUGAGUAUCAUGAUUGUUUUAUGCAGGAUGGGGUACUUUUAAAGCAAGCACCUUCGUCUCAUAUGACUGCAUUAAAUACCAUUGGAACACUGUAUAUCUACGAGGUUACAAGAAGUGGAGAAAGUUGUAACAAAAAAUUAUUACUUGAGUGGAAACAAAAUGAUAUUACUGUGGACUCCGAUGUACAAUAUCAAGAAUGGGCAGUGGUCAACACUGUUCAAAAGAGAAUAAGAACACUUAGUGAAAAUAUGCCAGAGCAUCACAAUCGAUCAAAGAGCCUUAAAAUUAAUUUUGACGAGAUUAAAAGUUUCAAGGUGUGCAAUAAAAAUAGACAAUUAACCUUUUAUGAUGGAACUUCUGAACGUAUUUGUGGUUUCCUUUUCCAACAUGGUAAUUGUGAACAUUUGGUUGGCAUGUUAAAAACAAUUUUAAAAGUGGGAGUUUCAAGACGAGAUAAACAAAUAUAUGUUGUUUAUGACAGUAACAGCCCUGAAUUCCAAGAGUUAAACAGAUCAUUUGCAGCAUUAAAUUUAAAAAAUGAGGACAAUUCAUUUUGGCACAUGUUUAAACAUUUCAAAGAGAACCCAUAUGAAGGCAGUCUUGGAGCCUUUGCAAAAGUCACAAAUUUCGUGUAUCGUAGUGUGGAGGGUUCAGAUCCAGACAUACUUAGCAGGGAUGAGCUAUAUUCAUCAAUUACUGAAUUGGAUGAUGGAGUUCCACAUUCCGGGGGUGAAUAUGAAGUUAUUAACGCUUUACCCCAGUUACCUCGUAGAAAAGAAUUUCCAAGAUGUAAUCCAUUAACAGAAGAACAAUGGAGAAGUCAGUUUAACUCACUUGGCCAACUUGAGGAUGUUGACUCAAUAAAAAAUUUAAUAUUUCGGGGAGGUGUGAGUCCAACCAUACGCAAAGAAGUAUGGAAGUUUUUACUAGAUUAUUUUCCUUGGGACAGCACUGAUCUAGACAGACAACAGCUAAUAAAUAAAAAAAAUGAAGAAUAUUAUGUCAUGAAACUCCAAUGGAAAUCAAUUAGUCAAAAACAAGAAGAUAAUUUUUCAGAUUAUGCACAGAGAAAAUGUCAGGUUAUCAAAGAUGUAAAUAGAACAGACAGAACUUUAGAGUUUUAUGCGGGUGACAACAAUAUCAAUAUUCAAACUUUGGGUGAUAUACUGAUGACCUAUGUAAUGUACAACUUUGAUCUAGGAUAUGUCCAAGGCAUGAGUGAUUUACUUUCUCCUAUUUUAUGGCUAAUGCAAGACGAGAAUGAUUCUUUUUGGUGCUUUGUAGGAUUUAUGGAAAAAGUAAUGUCAAAUUUUGACAUAGACCAGGCAGGCAUGAAAGAACAGCUUACACAACUCCGAGUAUUAUUGUCAUUUAUUGAUCCAGUGUUAGCAAACUACUUGGAAAAACAUGAUUGCGGAAACAUGUUCUUUUGUUUUCGUUGGCUCUUAGUUUGGUUUAAAAGGGAAUUAAAUCAAGAUGAUAUUUUAAGAUUUUGGGAGGUGCUUUGGACUGGUUAUCCAUGCCAUAACUUCCAUUUACUGGUGUCUGUAGCAAUUUUAGAACACGAAAGUGAGGCACUGAUGGAAAACGAUAAUGGUUUUACUGAGAUUCUUAAAUAUAUUAAUGAACUAAGUGGCAAACUGAAUAUGGAACUCAUGCUGAACAAAGCUGAAGGCAUAUAUAAUCAAAUAAAGGAAGCUGAUCAUCUUACAGAUUCUGUUAGAAGUAUUCUUGGUUUGCCUCUUAUAGGUACUAAAAAUAGAGGUAGUGAAGAACAGUCCAGUCAGCAAGAAAGUCCGUUUGAGUCACCAGAUCUAAGUACCCCAAGAACUGAGCCGUGUUGCUCAGUUGAUAAUGUUAGAAUAAGCCCAGAUGAAAUAGCUUUUGAAAAAUCAAUUAGUUCUAGCUUUUUAUAAUAUUGUUCAUUUUUAUAAAUCACACUACAUUAUUGUAUAUUACUAUUAAUAUUACUUAUUACUACAUAUUACUACAUUAUUUCUUACAUAUUACUACAUUAUUUCUUUAUUGUAUAUUAUUAUUGAAAAUUUUUAUGAAAUAUUAAUAAAUUUGUAAGUUUA
Sitophilus oryzae (rice weevil) is the source of this 2321-nucleotide messenger RNA. RefSeq names its product TBC1 domain family member 15 (gene Tbc1d15-17). Bases 228 to 2159 code for a protein of 643 amino acids. The transcript has a single exon. Gene Ontology annotation, molecular function: GTPase activator activity. The record is from RefSeq and is a predicted model, not a curated record. Lineage: Eukaryota; Metazoa; Arthropoda; Insecta; Coleoptera; Curculionidae. Gene Ontology annotation, biological process: activation of GTPase activity.